Molecule: messenger RNA, 1695 nt
Organism: Momordica charantia (bitter melon)
Lineage: Eukaryota; Viridiplantae; Streptophyta; Magnoliopsida; Cucurbitales; Cucurbitaceae
Gene: BPS2
Product: BPS1-like protein
Source: RefSeq, a predicted model, not a curated record
CGUUUCUGCCGACUAAUUUUCUUUUGAUUCGACGAUUUAGAUCUUUUCUUCGCUUUCGUUGUUUCGAUUUUCGUUUCUUUUCUUGUUCGAUUUCGCGCCGUUUGAGGAUUCCGGUGCUGUUCUAUCUGUAGCUGCUAACAAUUCGUAGAUCUAACUCGUAGGUUGUUUUUGGGUGAUUAUGGAAGCGAAUCGCUUCUUGAAAGUUUUUUUCUCUCUUGCGGAGAGUGUUGUGAUGGAUCUAGAGGUUGACCCAGGAAGCUGGUUGGGAGAUUUGACUAUUUUUAUAUUACGUUUGCAUAAAAAUGGAGAUCUGACCAGUCCGGUUACUAUUCUUGAUUAUGUUUAACACCACAAUUUGAUCAUAGUGGAUUGGAUCUGCACAACAUGACUACAUAAGUUAUUACGGAUCAGGAGCUCGUAAAUACCUUAGUUUACAAAAAAUGAGCCGCCCACAGGAACCACACAGGCCGUUGUUCCCCUUUGGGAAUCCCUUCCGUAUGAUAUCUCCCAAAGGUUUAAAUUUGCCCUCAAAACUUGUUGCAAUAUUGAAUGCUUUUGAGAGAAGCCUGGCAGAAAGACUAAGAAAGCUCCAUCCAGAUGGUAAGGAUGACAUCCUUAGUCUUUCAUGGAUGAAAUUAGCAAUGGAGUUGCUUUGUGAAACUCACAGCGAUGUCAAAACUCUUAUCAAAGAGUUAGAUCUCCCUGUGCCUGAUUGGAAUGAGAAGUGGAUAGAUGUCUAUUUGGACAUCAGUGUGAAAUUGCUUGAUGUCUGUAAUGCUGUUAGCUCAGAGCUUUCACACUUGAACCAAUGCAACCUCAUGCUCCGAUGCAUCACGCAUAACUUGGAUUCCGCUGAGUCGAAGCGACUCAUGCGAGCCCGUACUUCCUUAGAUGAAUGGAGACAGAACAUCAGCACGACAAAUUCUAGAAUUAAGAAUUGUUGUGUCAUCUUAGACAGCCUGAUAGAAUCACUUGAUCUUCCAAAAGUCAAGAACUCAGCCAAAGGUAAGGUUCUGAUGCGUGCUUUGUACGGGGUGAAGGUACAGACUGUUUUUGUGUGCAGUGUCUUUGCUUCAGCCUUCUUGGGUUCCCCAAAACUCUUUGAUCUGAACAUCGCUGAUACCUAUUCAUGGGGACAGACUUUCUCCUACUUGCAAACAAAUGUAAAUAGUGAAAUUAGAAGUAUAUACACUAAUGGAAAAUUUACCCCUCUGAAGGAGCUCGAAGCUAUUGACCAAUGUGUAGGACAUCUCCAUCAACUGAUCCCAGAGAACCCAGAAGCUGCAGAAGUCAAACCGCUGAAGAACACCAUAUCAGAGUUGGGAGCAAAGGCAGAGAAACUUUCAGAAGGUCUGCAUUUACUGACAAAGGAAGUAGACAGCUUUUUCCAGAUUGUUUUGGCAGGACGCGAUGCUUUGUUGUCAAACUUAAGGGGCUGUUGAACCAUAUGGAGCAGAUCCAAGGAGGAUUAUGGUGGGAGCUAAACUUAAACCUGUGUACAGGGAUGGGUUGGUGUCUCUUCUUGUGUUUCAACUAAAAUAUGUAUACUAACCAUAGUAGUGUAGGAUAGUGUAGUGUAGUCUUUAGUUUUAUGCUAAUGGUUUUGAGUAUUAUUACUAAUUAAUGGGUGUGUAAGAUGUAAGGUUGAAACUCUGAAAUGGGAAUGUGAAAAUGGGCUUUCUGUUUAUUCUGUUU